AUGGAUGGUGACUAUUACUCCGUUCUGGCUGCAGUGCUUCCCCAAGCCCCCUACAGGGCCCCUGGCACACGGCAGCUUCAGCAAGGGCUGAAUGGACAAGACUGGCGCCAACCCUCACACUUUCAAAUCCAGCCUCCCACAACCAUCGUCGCGCCCUCCAGCGCCGCGGCUGUGCGCGCCUUCCUGGAGCGCGGCCACACGGAGCUGGACACUGCCUACAUGUACAGCGACGGCCAGUCCGAGAGCAUCCUGGGCGACCUGGGGCUCGGGCUGGGCGGCGGCGACUGCAAAGUGCAAAUUGCCACUAAGGCCAAUCCCUGGGAUGGGAAGUCCCUGAAGCCUGCCAGUCUCCGGUCCCAGCUGGAGACAUCACUGAAGCGAUUGCAAUGCUCCCAGGUGGACCUCUUCUACCUGCAUGCGCCUGACCAUGGCACUCCCGUGGAAGAAACGCUACGUGCCUGCCACCAGCUUCACCAGGAGGGCAAGUUUGUGGAGCUUGGCCUCUCCAACUAUGCAGCCUGGGAGGUGGCCGAGAUCUGUACCCUCUGCAAGAGCAACGGCUGGAUCCUUCCCACUGUGUACCAGGGCAUGUACAACGCCACCACCCGGCAGGUGGAAACGGAGCUCUUCCCCUGCCUCAGGCACUUUGGACUGAGAUUCUACGCCUACAACCCUUUGGCAGGGGGCCUGCUGACCGGCAAGUACAAGUAUGAGGACAAGGACGGGAAACAGCCUGUGGGCCGCUUCUUUGGAAAUAGCUGGUCUGAGAUCUACAGGGAUCGCUUCUGGAAGGAGCACCACUUCAAGGCCAUUGCCCUGGUGGAGAAGGCCCUGCAGGCUGCAUAUGGCAGCAGUGCCCCCAGCAUGACUUCAGCUGCCUUGCAAUGGAUGUACCACCACUCACAGCUCCAGGGUGCCCACAGGGAUGCGGUCAUCCUGGGCAUGUCCAGCCUGGAGCAGCUGGAACAGAACCUGGCAGCCACCGAGCAAGGGCCCCUGGAGCCAGCUGUUGUGCAGGCCUUUGAUCAAGCCUGGCACCUGGUUGCCCAUGAGUGUCCCAACUACUUCCGUUAGGCUCGUCCUGGCUGGAGGUGGCGGAGGGUCCACUACGCCUGUCACCGUUCGUUCUCUCACCCUGGCCUUAAGCUGCCUUAUUUAGCCUGUUCUUUUCUCAUCAUCUGUUCACAAAUGUCUCCUAUUUUCUUGGAAUCCUCCCAGUUGCCUUCACAAAGUGUAAAGGCUGGGCCGUGAGUUGCUCCAGCGUUUCCUGUCGGAAUAAAGCAGGCACUUGACGGGUAGCCCAGGCCCGGAACAAA
This is a messenger RNA of Myotis lucifugus (little brown bat), 1316 nucleotides long. It is a transcript of the gene AKR7A2, whose product is annotated as aldo-keto reductase family 7 member A2. The record is from RefSeq and is a predicted model, not a curated record. Gene Ontology annotation, molecular function: oxidoreductase activity. NCBI's taxonomy places the organism in Eukaryota, Metazoa, Chordata, Mammalia, Chiroptera, Vespertilionidae. Bases 1 to 1074 code for a protein of 357 amino acids. The transcript has 8 exons.